Messenger RNA from Gekko japonicus, 1904 nucleotides. It is a transcript of the gene TRAPPC6B, whose product is annotated as trafficking protein particle complex 6B. Gene Ontology annotation, biological process: endoplasmic reticulum to Golgi vesicle-mediated transport; regulation of GTPase activity. The record is from RefSeq and is a predicted model, not a curated record. NCBI's taxonomy places the organism in Eukaryota, Metazoa, Chordata, Lepidosauria, Squamata, Gekkonidae. The transcript is spliced from 6 exons. Bases 305 to 796 code for a protein of 163 amino acids. Gene Ontology annotation, cellular component: trans-Golgi network; cis-Golgi network; TRAPP complex.
GCAAAGGACCGAGCCGCCCAAGAGAGAACUCCCAAACUUGCGCCCCGAAACCACCCGUAAGACUUCAUCCUACGCCUAGCUCUCUCUCUUCUCAGUAGCCAGGCAGCCUUCCAGUCCUCCUACUCCCCGGGAGCUCGAGCUAACUGAGGCGGGGACUUCUAGAAACCCCGCCCCGGGAGCCGGCGGCGGUUGUGGUGACAGUUCCGCCAGCAGCUCUGAGGAGGGAGGGCCUGGUUGGCCUUGCCGGAGGGUGUGUGCGAGAGGAGCCCUCGGGGCUGCCUCUCCAACCGGGAAGGGGGCCACCAUGAACAAGUCGGAGAUGGCGGACGAGGCGCUCUUCCUAUUGCUGCACAACGAGAUGGUUUCUGGGCUGUACCGCGCCGCGGAGCAAGGCGACGGGGAAAAUGGACGAUGCAUCACAAAACUGGAAAACAUGGGAUUUAGAGUAGGACAAGGGUUAAUAGAAAGGUUUACCAAAGAUACUGCCAGAUUCAAGGAUGAAUUAGAUAUUAUGAAGUUUAUUUGCAAAGAUUUUUGGACUACUGUAUUCAAAAAGCAAAUUGAUAACCUCAGAACCAACCAUCAGGGCAUCUAUGUACUCCAAGACAACAAAUUUCGUCUCCUGACUCAAAUGUCUGCCGGUAAACAGUAUUUGGAACAUGCACCUAAGUAUUUGGCAUUUACUUGUGGAUUGAUCAGAGGUGCUUUAUCAAAUUUGGGAAUAAAGAGUAUCGUGACAGCGGAAGUUUCAGCAAUGCCUGCAUGUAAAUUUCAGGUGAUGAUACAGAAGAUUUAGAAAAUGUAUAGAAGAAAACACCUGCCCUGUAAUAUCUUGAAAUUGUAUAUUUUAUUUAUAAUUGCAGUUUAAUGCAAAUGUCCUGUGUCUAUGUGAAACGUUUUGCCAAACAUAACAUGAUAGUUAUCAGAUGACUGUUGCAGUUUUUUAGUAAUGUCCCAUUUAUGCAUGUUUCUGGGAAAUACAAGUAUGUCAAUCGGAUCCCCGAUUAAAUACAAAGUUUGACUAUCUGAUUUGUUGGUUUGGUCUAGCAAUGCAGAAUUUAUUCUGAGUGGCCUUAUAAACACACAAAAUCUCUGAGCUAACAGCUAACCACAUUCUAAGGUUCUAUGAAGUUGCUGAUGUUCUUUUUUAAUGUUAUGGUAUGCACCCAAGUUUCUAUGUAUACAAUGAGAUAGCCUGGCAACAGUCUUUUUCAGGAUGUGGGAAGAUAAUUGAGGGCAAUCAUCAACACCCCCUCCCCCAAGUGGAUUCUUUGGUGAGAGUCCUGCUUUAUUCAUACAGAAUUUUCAGAAGAACCAUGUAUAUUCUAUGUUUGUAUGUACUGGAAUUUUCCCAGGCCUUAAAAGCCAGGGUAGAAUUCUUAAUGUGACUUUUCUGUAAAAAUGAAUGGCACUGCAGUCUUCUGCCUUUAGCAAUGCACAACAGAUUAUAUAUAGAUAACCCCCAGUUAUGUUGUAAAUUGACUAAUAUAUUUUGUCUUGAAAAGCUAGAGCAGGCUGUAUAUACUGAAAUAUCAUACUAAGUGUUUAUAAACCUUCUGGCCUGAUCUGAAAUGGGGCAAAAUAUCCCCUUAAAUGGUCUGUGAAUGCAUUGGUUGCAAUGCAUUGGUAAGGCUAUGCAUUGGUUGCAAAUGUAUGGGAUGUCCCAAGCUACAUUAUAAAUAAACUUUCAUGGAUAAGGGCUCACUUCAGAUGCAACGUGGGAUCCGCUUAUUGCAUCUGAAGAAGUGGACUCUAGUUCUUUGUGGGUUUUUAGAGGCUACAAUAUUCUCUAGUUUACUUUUGCUGCUGGAGACUAACACAGCUCUCUCAAAUCAGAUUAUAAGAACAUAAGCCAAUGUUGGAUCAGGCCAAUGGCCCAUCCAGUCCAACACUCUGUAUCACAC